GUGUGUGUGAGUGAGUGUGUGUGAGAGAGAGAGAGAGAGAGUGGAGGAGAGAGAAAUCUCCAAAAUCACAACAGCAGAGAUGCACCAAGAUGAGAAGACACACAAAGACACAGUGCCCCAGACUUCUGCGCAAAUGUGGAUUUAAACCAAGAGAGUUGGCAUCAUAAAUCACGUACUGACUGUAUCGGAAGGAAUUUACCAUUGCUGGAGAUGCCUCGGGGUGUGUGCCAGCUCUGUCUAACCAGGACAGGAAAUCUUAUGUGAGAGGUCUAAGAGUCUCUGCUCUCAUCAUCCAUAGUCCAUCAGCCCAUAUUUCCCACUGUAUCAGAGGUGUUCAUCUGAGUCAAUAGGGCUGUGAAGGCUGAAGCCAGCCAAUCGGGCGAGAGAGAUGUGGCCGCAGGGGCAGUGGGCUCCUCUGGCUGUGCUGUCAAUCAGUGUGUUGCUGUGGAAGGAGGCGGCUCUCAUUGAUGUCCCUCCAGACCCAAGGAUCCAGCAGGAUUUGAAACAGCCUCCUACUAUUGUGAAACAGUCAGCAAAGGACUAUAUUGUGGAUCCCCGAGAUAACAUCAUCAUUGAGUGUGAAGCCAAGGGUAAUCCUGUACCAACGUUUUGGUGGAGACGAAAUGGGAAGUUCUUCAAUGUGGAGAAGGAUCCACGUGUAAGCAUGCGGAAACGCUCAGGCACACUGGAGAUCAGCUUUAGGAAUGGCGGAAAGCCUGAGGACUAUGAGGGAGAAUACCAGUGCUUUUCCAUGAAUGACUUUGGCACUGCCAUAUCCAACAAAAUAUUGCUACGAGUGUCCAAGGCACCAUUGUGGCCUAAAGAGGUUUUGGAGCCAGUGGUAGUUAGUGAAGGAUCACCUCUGGUCCUGGCCUGUAACCCACCUCCUGGCCUUCCCCCACCUAAAACAUUCUGGAUGGACAGUAGAAUGAUGCCUAUAGCACAGGACACUCGAGUGUCCAUGGGUCUGAAUGGAGAUCUUUACUUCUCUAAUGUGCUCAGUAAGGAUGCUGCCACUGACUACAGCUGCAAUGCUCGAUUUCUCUUCACACACACAAUCCAACAGAAGAAUCCUUUUAUCCUCAAAGUGCAGACAAAGGUACCUUUUAAUGACACUGUAUACUCUGAAAACGACACUUACACCUUUGUCGCACGCAACAUUCAAGAAUCAACACCUACCUUUCUCUCUCCCUCGGGAAUAACCAGCUCCAAGAUGGUGCUUCGAGGAGAGGAUCUUCUCCUGGAGUGUAUAGCUUCAGGAGUUCCAACUCCAAGAAUCAAAUGGUUUAAAAAAGGAGCGGAGUUGCCAGAGAAAAAGGUCAAAUUUGAGAACUUCAAUAAAACCAUCCAUAUAGUGUCUGUGUCAGAUGAGGAUUCUGGAGGCUACAUCUGCAUGGCCAGUAAUAAGAUGGGCAGCAUCCGCCACACUAUCUCCGUUGAGGUUAAAGCUGCUCCUUUCUGGCUACAUAAGCCAUCUAACCUUGUGCUAGCUCCCAAUGAGGAUGGACAGCUGCAGUGUUUAGCUAGUGGAAACCCCAAGCCCAGCAUCCAGUGGCUUGUAAAUGGAGAGCCAAUAGAUAGUACACCAGAAAAUCCAAGCAGGAAGGUGAAUAAUGAUGCUAUAAUUUUCAGCUCUGUUCAAAUUGGAACCAGCGCUGUAUACCAGUGCAAUGCCUCAAAUGAACAUGGCUACCUCCUGGCCAACGCUUUUGUCCACAUACUUGAUAUGGCCCCCCGGUUAUUGGGACCCAAGAACCAGCUGAUUAAGGUGAUUGAGAACACAACAGCUUUUCUGGAUUGCCCUUUUUUUGGCUCACCUUUUCCAGUUUUGCGGUGGUUUAAGAAUGGCCAGGGUUUAGUUCCGAAUGGAGGGAAGUACAGCUUGCAUGACAAUGGUACCCUGGAGAUCAGGCAAGUUCGACAUGAAGACCAGGGAACUUACAGUUUUGUGGCAAGCAACAUUCUGGGCAAAGCUGAAGAUCAGGUCCAUCUGGAAGUCAAAGAGCCAACGAGAAUUGUCCGAUCUCCAGAGCAUCUCUCUGCCAAUAGAGGAAGUGUGGCUCGUUUUGCUUGCAAGAUUAAACACGAUUCCACACUCCCUAUUACUGUCCUCUGGCUAAAAAACGACAAGCCCCUGCAUUUUUUGUGGCUGAGCAAGUAUAAGAAGGAGGAGGACUUGCUUUCCAUUAGCAACAUCCAGCCUGACGAUGGGGGAACAUACACUUGCACAGUAACUACAGAAUUAGACCAAGAUUCUGCCUCGGCUCGCCUUACUGUUUUAGAGGAUGAAUCCCUAGCUCCCUCAAAACCUAGUGCCUUAGCAGGUCCUCCUGAUCCUCCUCAGGAUCUAGAGCUGUCUGAUCUAUCAGCACUCUCAGUCCGGCUCACCUGGAUCCCCGGCAAUGAGAACAACAGUCCUGUUACACAAUUCCUUGUUCAGUAUGAGGAAGACCGCUGGAAACCAGGCGAUUGGCAAAAUCUGUCAAGUUAUGCAGGUGAUCAGAACUCUGUGAAACUGAAUCUGUCUCCGUUUGUGAACUACCAAUUCAGAGUGAUUGCCAUCAACAGCGUGGGUCAAAGCCGGCCGAGCCGGCCAUCAGCCCGCUAUCAGACCAGCGGAGAACGUCCUUAUAUUUAUCCCACUGGCCUUAAAGGGUGGGGUACCACAAAAAGCAACAUGGAGAUCACUUGGCAGCCCCUACUUGAUAACCAAAGAAAUGGGCCUGAGCUGAGGUAUAUGGUCUCAUGGAAGAAGAAGGAUUUGGACGAGGAGUGGAAUUACAUCACCACUACCAAUACCAAGUAUGUGGUCAGUGAUACAGACACUUAUGUCCCCUAUGAAAUCAAGAUCCAGGCAGUCAAUGACUUUGGACCAGGCCCUGAGUCAAACAUAGUGAUUGGCUACUCAGGGGAAGACAGGCCUACAGAGGCACCUGGAAACCUCAGGGUGUCAAAGUUAAACAGCUCUAAAGGGAAUGUAAACUGGAUUCCUGUUGAUGCUAAAUCCAUUAAUGGGGAGUUUAAAGAAUAUAGGCUAUAUUACUGGCGGGAAGCAAGCCUGGUAAAAGACUUAAAGGUGAAUAAGGACAAGAAAACAAAAGGUUUCUUCAGUGAUGUGUCUCAGAGCAGUGGUGUCCUAGAGGAUCUAGUCCCUUACAGCAAAUACAAGAUGUACAUGACGGUGGCCAACAACAAAUUUGAGGGACCACACAGCAACACUGUGGAAUUUCAGACCAAGGAAGGCUUGCCAGGGGCUCCUAAGUUCUUCAAGAUUGUCAAGAGGAACACCAACACCAUUCACCUACAGUGGAAUAAGCCUCUAGAGCCCAAUGGCAUUCUGAUCGGAUACACACUCCUAUACAAGACAGUGAAUGGGACGCAGGAGGGUGACGUACAAGUCCUGAGCCUCUUCCCUAAUGAGACAGAGUACACAAUGCGCCUGCCUGACCGCUUUACUCGCUACAAGUUCUACCUGUCUGCUCGGACACAGGUCGGCUCUGGUGAGGUCUAUGCUGAGGAAUCACCACACUUUACUAAUGAAGACUUUAUGACUUCAGUGAUCGAAUCCACAGAUGCCGUGGUGGUUGCAACUGUUCUCCCCCCCUUUUCCCAACCUACAAUCCCAAGUACAACCAUUACAACCUCAACAACUACCACUCUUGUCCCUACAACUGAUGCCAUCCCCACUACUCCUGCUCCAACUACUCCAACUACCACAACUACUACUACAACUACAACAACUACCACUCCCAGUACUACCACCUCCGCUACAACCCAACCCACCCUGCCUAUCAUGCUGGCCCCACAUGUAAAGAUCUGGAAUCUGACCGUGGAUGCUAACAGUGACUAUGCUAACAUCAGCUGGAAGCACAACCUCCCGGUUGGCAGCAGCGCCUUUGCGCUAGAGUCCACACUGGACAGUAAUGGGUCUAAGAAAACUGUGCUGUUCAAAAAUGAACCACCAAUUAAGCUGCCUGGGUUGAUAGCUGGAGCUAAGUACCGGCUCCGUGUGUAUUCCAAUGACCAGCCCAGCGUCUCCAGCGAGUAUGUCACCUUCGAGACCAGUGGAGCCUACAGUACGGACCAAGUCGACAUCGCUACGCAGGGUUGGUUCAUUGGUCUCAUGUGUGCCAUUGCGCUCCUCAUUCUUAUCCUGCUCAUUGUUUGCUUUAUCAAAAGAAGCAGAGGGGGGAAAUAUCCAGUGAGAGAUAAAAAAGACCUCCCUUUGGACCAUGUGGACCACAAAGACCAGGAUGGAUCAUUUGAUUACCACAGUGAUGAGGACAACAAGCCUUUGCAGGGAAGUCAGACCUCUCUAGACGGCAAUGUCAAGGAAAGUGACGACAGUCUAGUAGACUAUGGAGAAGGAGGGGAUGGCCAGUUCAAUGAGGAUGGCUCCUUUAUAGGCCAGUACACGGUCAGGAAGGAUAAGGAAGAGACGGAGGGCAAUGAGAGCUCAGAAGCCACAUCACCUGUCAAUGCCAUCUAUUCCCUGGCAUAGAUUCUUCUCGAAUGAACAGAAGGCCAAAUGUCCACACAGUUUAAUUCAAUAUAUACAUAGAGAGAAAUCUGGAACCACAUAUACACACUUAAUGUUGAGAUGCACAGUCCCUAUGAAGGAAGCAGGGGUGAAUAAACUCCUGGUGGAGAGAAGUCAGAACUCGGACUUCAGUGUGCCUUUAGGGCACUCGGGCACAGGGAAGACAACAGCAACCUGAGACUUUCAAGCAUUUUCUGUGGCUUAUUUUUUAUUUUUUGAAAUCCUGAACCCACAUUCACACUUUCUAAUAUUAGAGUAAAGCAGACACAAGCAGCAGUCCUGUGACAUAUCAGUAGUGGGCCGAAUCAACAAAGGAACAUCGGCAAAUGCCAAAAAUAUGAUAGAUGCGUUAAUAAAUGAUAUAUGAAUGCUGUAAUCAGUGCGGGCACAGCUUGCUGUACCAUAAAAAUCUAUGCACUAUGUAUUACUUUGAUUUACUUUUGGUUGAAAUUGGGUGAUCAAAUUUCUUCUUUCCUUUUAUAAUGCAAAAAGCAUUAAUUACUGUUUAGUCACUGUUAAGUCAUUGAAAUGCUAUACUUCCUGGCACCCGUGUCCUAGCAGUGGAUAUAUCUGCUGUAGUUUGAUGCCUAUUUUUGCAAGUAUAUUUUCAUUGGCUGCAUCUAUAGCAUUAUCUAAUUAGCACUACUGAUGUUUAUAGAGUCGAAGGCAAGCACCAUCAUUUAUCAGAUUAAAAAAAAAAAACCCUAACCAAAUAAGCAAACAAAUGAAAAAGAAACAUUAUUUUGGAACAAGGUCGUGUUUCUGCAAGAGACCGAGAGGUUAAAAAGAAGACUCAUUAAACACAAUUGUAUAAUCACUUUUUUAGCUGCCACUAUAUAUUAGAUGAUGGGGUGAUGAUGUUGAUGAUGAUGAUGAUGAUGAUGAUGAUGAUGAUGAAUCUGACAUCCACUAUUUUUUCUAGAAUUUUGGGGUGUUGUCAUGGUUUUAGUAAGUUUGUUCUAGGGUAUUUAGGUGCAAAGUAGAAGGAUAGAUGUGGAAGCAGUAAUGCUAAAUGGCUUACAUAAGAAAAGUUAAGUCAUUAUUGAAAAUUAAUUAUAAUUAAUUAAUUAAUUAAUUAAUUAUUAAUGAUUAAUUAUCAUUAUUAAUUAAAUUAAUAUCAAAACCAUGCUUGAUUUUAUCAACAAUUUUAAUCUUAAAUAUCUCCCACAGCUUACAGAAACAAAAAUUAUACGCUGAUCCAGGAAAAUAGGGUCUUGUUUCAUGUUGCAUGGUGACAGGUUAUAUGAAAAGAUUAUUAAAAUUGCUUGUAUAGGGGACCAUACAAUUUAGCAUGCUUUCAUUUCAGAGCUUGGUUUCACCACUGCAUAAAAAGCAACUUGAAAUCUAGUGAUACUUACAGUGGUGGAUAUGGACACCUUGCUUCUGCAAAUACAGCACCAAUAUAGUUAAUUCAAGCAGAGGGCUCAGUGUAUGUAGGAUUAAAUAUUUAUUUGUAUUAAUUUAUACAAUUUAUAUAAUUAAUAUAUUGCUGAUUUAUUUAAUGAACACCCAAUUUUAACUGCUUGUCUCAUGGGGUCACUGAAUUCACCUAACAUAAGGUACAGUAAAUAUGUACUUUAAAAUACAAACAAACAAAUAAAAAAAACUUUAUUAGACCCAUACUGUGUAAUAAUGGUUGGGUGGGAUAAGGGCAGUGGAUGUUUUAUCCACUAAUAAAAAGUUUAUGUAUCCAUUAAAUGUAUGUUUUAUCUGUUAAUACUGCUGUUUCUUUUGUAUUAUUGUUAUUGUAUUACUGGUCCAAUGUGCUGAUAUAUUUUGAUUUAUUUCUUGUCACUUUUACAUGACAGAAAAAAAAUAUUGUUUGUUUAUUUUACUCAGACAUUUUUGUGCUCUCUUUCAUAAAUGUAAAUACUGAUUUACAGACGGGUGGCAAAUUAAAGGGAAACAUGGUGGCUCUUA
Molecule: messenger RNA, 6460 nt
Organism: Tachysurus vachellii
Lineage: Eukaryota; Metazoa; Chordata; Actinopteri; Siluriformes; Bagridae
Gene: nfasca
Product: neurofascin homolog (chicken) a
Exons: 34
Coding region: 389-4501 (1370 amino acids)
Biological process (GO): brain development; cell-cell adhesion
Molecular function (GO): cell-cell adhesion mediator activity
Source: RefSeq, a predicted model, not a curated record